Paramisgurnus dabryanus is the source of this 2607-nucleotide messenger RNA. The record is from RefSeq and is a predicted model, not a curated record. Lineage: Eukaryota; Metazoa; Chordata; Actinopteri; Cypriniformes; Cobitidae.
UCGGCACAGUCUGUUCACGCGCCUGUUAAAGAAGCGCAGAGACAGUGUGUGAUGUAAAAAAAAUGCAUAAACAUUCAUGAUAUAGGUGUCCUUCUUUCAAUUGCGAACAUGUCUUGAAUAAUGUUGUUAAGCGAUUCGAUUUAAUAACUUUACGGGAACGGCUUUGGUCGGGUGGCAUGCGUAGUUGGAGGUGGUACCUCUCCAGGGUCAUGCGUCUCUUCUUACGCUGGUUUAAGCUGUGCCCACAAAAAGGACGCAGAAAGCGGCAAAGCAGAAUGCGAGACUUGUGGAACUAUGGGAAAAUUCUACUCAAGUCCCUGUACUAUAACAUCCUGACAAAUUCUGAUACGGCGCUCGACUGUGCCUUUGAGCCCAUCUACUGGCUUGUGGAUAACCUGACCCGUUGGUUUGGAGUGGUGUUUGUUUCUUUGGUGAUUUCCUUGACCAGCUCCGUUGUGAUUAUUGUCUAUCUCUGCGUGCUUCCCGUCAUCUUGAGCACAUACGCCACACACUGGAUACUCUGGCACCUCUGUUACGGGCACUGGAACCUCAUUAUGUUGGUCUUUCAUUAUUACAAAGCCACAACAACGCAUCCGGGUGCACCUCUGCAGGAAAGGAACGAUAUUCCAGCUGUCACUAUCUGUAAAAAAUGUAUAAUUCCCAAGCCAGCUAGAACACAUCAUUGCAGCAUCUGCAACAGAUGUAUUUUAAAAAUGGAUCACCACUGUCCUUGGUUGAAUAAUUGUGUGGGUCAUUUCAAUCACCGAUACUUCUUCAGUUUCUGCCUGUACAUGACCAUGGGCUGCAUCUACUGCAGUGUCAGUACCAAAGACAUGUUUCUAGAUGCAUACAAUGCCAUUGAGAACUAUAAUCAGACACCUGCGUACACGGAUCAGGAGGGCAUGGUUUAUAAGAGCCUCAUUUAUCUGUGGGCGCUGACAAGUUCGGUGGCUUUUGCUCUGGGAGGCUUGACAUUGUGGCAUGCAGUGCUGAUCACCAGAGGAGAGACCAGUGUGGAGAGACAUAUCAACCGUAAAGAGAGAAAACGACUCAGACUGAAAGGCAAAUUGUUUCGUAAUCCAUACCACCAUGGAAAAAUUAACAAUUGGAAAAUGUUUUUUGCAAUCGAAAAGCCAAGUCACUGGCUAACACGAGUGCUGCUGCCCUCCACUCAUCUUCCUCAUGGGGACGGACUGAUAUGGGACCCUCCUCCAUACAAAAACCACACCAUGGCUAUAUGAUUUCAUGGACAUAAAACCUAUUUCCUCACCAGCCAUGGAUCUGUUGGAUCAAUGGAUCUUGUUUAUUUGCAUUCCCACCAUGAACAUUUAUGACUGAGGGGCCUCUUGGUUAAAUGGACUACUGAUGGCAUUUUUUAUGAUUGUGUAAUGUAAACUGAAAUGUGUGCAUGAGGUAUUUUUCAGUCCAUAGUGGUACUUUGUGCCAAAGACUGUUGUGGAUUUUAGUGACAAACACUAUUUAUAUUCAUAUUUCAAGGUUUCAUUUCAAUGAUCACACUGGUUAUUUGAAAUCUUUGAAUUGUGCUCUUUAUAAAACUGUUUUUAAAGUAUUUUAAUGUCUGUACACAGACGGUCCAUGCAUUUGGAGAUGUUUUUUGGUUAACACAUUUAACAAGAUUCAAUUCAAGUUUAUUUGUAUAUCACUUUUUAAAGUGUGCACUGUUCCAAAGCAGCUUUACAAAUGGCACAAUGUAGAAUAUACAUAAAACACAGACAAACAACAAAUUCAGAAUACAUUUUGAGUUCAGAGCUGACGUUGUUUGAUUCCAGUGUCAUCUGACAUCUUUGUGGGAAGCUGGAUAAAGACUGAAACUGGCUUGAUUUUUACCCUUUAGCUGUUACCACCCCAUUUGGGGGUGAACAGGUGAUGCACACUUUCAAUUUAAUUAUGUGAAACAAUAUUGUGCACAUCUGUAGUUAGGUUAUGGUAUUAAAGUAUUUCUGCAGUGUUAUAGAGAUUUGUUUGCUGCACAUGUGCAAACAGAGGCACUAGUGAAAAUGCUUCUAUUCUGCAUCCUCAUCAAUUAUGUGUGACCCUGGACAACAAACCCAGUCAUAAGGGACAAUUUUUAAAAAUUAUGAUUUAUGCAUCAUCUUAAAGUUUAAUGCAUUACAUAAGCUGUCCGUUGAUAUGGUUUGUUAGUAUAUAAUAAUACAGUAUUUGGCAGAGAUAAAACUAUUUGAAAAUCUGGAAUCUGAGAGUGCAAAAAUCAAAUAUUGAUAAAGUCACCUUUAAAGUUGUCCAAAAGAAGUCCUUAACACUGCAUCCACUCACAAAAAUUAAAGUUUUUAAAUAUUUAUGGUAGGAAAUGUACAAAAUAUCUUAAUGGAAGAUGAUUUUUACUUAAUAUCCUAAUGAUUUUUGGCAUAAAAUCAAAAUUUAUAAUUUUGACUCAAUGUUACAAUGUAAACAAAUUACAUCCAUUUAAAGGGUCAAAUUUUUAAAAUUGAGAUUUAUGCAUCAUCUGAAGGUUAAAUCAAUGUAUAAGCUAUUGCUACAAAUAUUCUUGUUACUUAUGACUGGUUUUGUAGUCCAGGGUCACAAAUUAUUUUAACAAUUGAAGAGAAUUUAAAUAUCUCAGAUCAG